Messenger RNA from Phascolarctos cinereus (koala), 5386 nucleotides. NCBI's taxonomy places the organism in Eukaryota, Metazoa, Chordata, Mammalia, Diprotodontia, Phascolarctidae. The record is from RefSeq and is a predicted model, not a curated record.
UCUCCUGGUCCCUCCUUUCCCCCCUCCUUGAGAAGGCAAGCAAUUUGAUACAGACUAUAUAUCUGGCAUGUAUGAUUACAUCCAGUGAUAUCUACUUCAGGGGAGGCACCAAGUCCCCUCCUAGAAACAGAAAUAAGGAAACACAGGUAGGUACCAGAGGAUGAAUACAAAAGCUUGGCACAGUUCUGGAACAAGAGAGUAAGUAAGGAGAACUGAAGCUCAGAAUUAGCUGAGGCUGGCUCUGAAGGCUUAAGAGGGACAAAAAGAGCUUCUAAAGCUUUAUUGUGAAAAAAGAGGUUAACACCAGAGAAAAAGCUGCCUCCAGUUCCUUUUCUUUCAUUCCUGGCUUCCGACCUUAUCAUCAACUCUCGUGACCCUGGUUCCUUUGGUUCUCCCCCCUACCUCUGGGCACCUUUGCUCCAUCUGCAUCCAUGGCAUUUCCCCUAAUUGUGGGUGUUCCCCUAAGACUUUGCCUGGACCUCUUCCCUUCCCUUCCCUUCUCUCUCUUAUCAGCACACUGUGGGUUUGAUUAUCAUCUACAGGCAGCUGACUUCCAGGUCUAGUCUAAACUGUGGACCCAGCCAGAUCCUCUCCUGAGCUCCAUCUGCUCUUCCUCAACUGCCCACUAGAUACUUCCAACUCAAUGUCCCAAAGUUAACUUUAUCACAAUUGAUCAGAAAUUGAACUUGUUAUUUUUUUAUUCUUACGUGUCUGUCUCCCUGAUUUCCCUCCUUUUGCUACGGGUACCACCACCCUUUCCGACACUAUGCAGGACUGUUUCUUCUCCUUUGCCCCACCAAUCCAAUAAAUUCUGACUAUUCGAUAGGUUGACAAAUCUUGUCUAUUGUACACCCACAGCAUCUUUUCACUUCACUCACGAGGCCCCUUGGCUAGAUGAGGCCCUCCUGACAGGUCUCUGCCCCAAGUCUCCUCUUCCACUCCAGUCCAUCCUCCGAAUAGUUACCAAAGGGAUCUUCCUAAAGCACAGGGCCACCCGUGACACUCUCCUACUCCUUAAAACUCCAGUGACUCCCAAUUAUCUUCAGGGUCUAAAUACAAACUCCUCUGUGUGACAUUUUAAAGACUUCCACAACCCGGCUCCAAGCUACCUUUGCAGUCUUAUAAUGUAUUACUCCUCUCCUGGCAUUCAUUCUUCCACCCAGCCAGAUUGGCCUUCUCUCGCUGCUUUAGCAUUGGCCGGAAUGCUUAGAAUCCCGAGCUUCUGUCAAAGCUCAGCACCCACGAAGCCUUUCGAGGGAUCUAAGCUCCCACUCAAAUUACUUUGUAUGUCUUUCUUUUCAUACUUGUGUCUUCCAUCAAAUGCAAGCUUUUUGAGGGCAGAGGCUUCUUCAUUUUUGUCUGGCUUCCCCAGAGCCCUCCCGCAUAUAGUAGACGCUUAAUAAACGUUAAAUGGAAAGAAUGUGAGUAUGAGGGGUUGAGGAGAUGAAGGAGGGACUGCAGAAUGAGGGACCUCGGGGGGCCAUCUGGUGCAACCACCUUGUUUUACAGAUGGGGAAACUGAGGCUCGGAGAGACGAAGCGACUGGCCCCGGGUCCCAGCGCGAGUCAUCGGCGGAGGCGGGAUCCGGGCCCGGAGCUCAGCCACGGGGAGCACGGCGGGAGCUGCGCACUGCGGCUGUUGCGCCCCGCGCGCCCCGCGCUUCGCUCCGCGCGCCCCUGCCCGUGCCAAGGCCUCUGGCUGCGCGCGGGGCCGCCGACCGGCCGCCGGGCGUCGGAGGCGGGACGCGCCGUCACUGAGCGCGGCGGCGGCGGCGGAGGAGGAGGAGGCGGCGGCGGGAAGAUGGCGGAGUCCGGCGGCGGCGGCGGCGGAGGCGGGGGCGGAGGAGGCGCCGAGCCCGGCCCGGAGCGGCCCCGCAGCAUGGCUGACAAGAACGGGGCCCUCAAGUGCACCUUCUCUGCUCCAGGCCACAGCACGACCCUCCUGCAGGGACUCGCCACCCUCCGAGCCCAGGGCCAGCUCCUGGAUGUCAUCCUCACCAUCAACAAUGAAGCGUUCCAAGUCCACAAGGUGGUCUUGGCUGCCUGCAGUGACUAUUUCAGUGCCGAAGUGACCCUCGAUCUCGACUGUAUUCAGGAUGUGCUGGGAGCUGCGGUUUUCCUCCAGAUGGUCCCCGUGGUGGAGCUCUGCGAGGAGUUUCUGAAGUCGGCCAUGAGCGUGGAGACAUGCCUCAACAUCGGCCAGAUGGCCACCACCUUCAGCCUGGCCUCCCUGAAGGAGUCAGUGGACGCCUUCACGUUCCGGCACUUCCUGCAGAUCUCGGAGGAGGAGGACUUCUUGCACCUGCCCCUGGAGCGCCUGGUCUUCUUCCUGCAGAGCAACAAGCUGAAAAGCUGCAGCGAGAUUGACCUCUUCCGCGCGGCCAUCCGCUGGCUGCAGUACGAGCCCACACGCCGGCCGCGCGCCAGCCAGGUGCUCUGCCACAUCCGCUUCCCACUCAUGAAGUCGUCGGAGCUGGUGGACAGCGUGCAGACCUUGGACAUCAUGGUGGAGGACGUGCUGUGCCGCCAGUACCUGCUGGAGGCCUUUAAUUACCAAAUCCUGCCCUUCCGCCAGCAUGAGAUGCAGUCUCCGCGGACCAUCAUCCGCUCCGAUGUCCUCUCCCUCAUCACGUUUGGGGGCACGCCCUAUACGGACAAUGACCGGACGGUCAGUGGCAAGGUCUACCACCUGCCUGACCCCAGCUCCCGCCAGUUCAAGGAGCUGACCGAGAUGGAGGUGGGCUGCAGCCACACGUGUGUGGCCGUGCUGGACAAUUUUGUGUACGUCGUCGGGGGCCAGCACCUGCAGUAUCGGAGCGGUGAGGGGGCAGUGGACAUUUGCUACCGCUAUGACCCUCACCUGAACCACUGGCUUCGGAUCCAGGCCAUGCAGGAGAGCCGGAUCCAGUUCCAGCUAAAUGUGCUGUGUGGGAUGAUGUAUGCCACGGGGGGCCGGAACCGGGCGGGGAGCCUGGCCUCGGUGGAGAAGUACUGCCCUAAGAAGAACGAGUGGUCUUACGUGUGCUCUCUGAAGCGCCGGACAUGGGGGCACGCGGGGGCCGCCGCGAGCGGGAGGCUGUAUAUCUCUGGGGGCUAUGGCAUCUCAGUGGAGGACAAGAAGGCCUUGCACUGCUAUGACCCCUCUGUGGACCAGUGGGAGUUUAAGGCCCCCAUGAACGAGCCCCGUGUCUUGCAUGCCAUGGUCAGCACGAGCAACCGCAUUUAUGCCCUCGGAGGCCGAAUGGACCACGUGGACCGCUGCUUUGACGUCCUGGCUGUCGAGUACUACAUCCCCGAGGCUGACCAGUGGACGACGGUGAGCCCCAUGCGGGCAGGCCAGUCUGAAGCGGGCUGCUGCCUGCUGGAGAGGAAGAUCUUCAUCGUCGGGGGCUACAAUUGGCAUUUGAACAAUGUGACGAGCAUCGUGCAGGUGUACAAUACAGAGACGGACGAGUGGGAGAGGGACAUGCACUUCCCCGAGUCCUUUGCAGGCAUCGCUUGUGCGCCUGUCCUCCUGCCCCAGAUUGCCACAGAGGUAGCCCUGGGGAGGCCCCGGGGCUCGCGGGCCUGGGGGCGUACUGCCAUCUGCACGGGGCUUCAUGCAGCGGCUCUGUUGACCUUCUCUUUGUUUGCCAAUGACGCGCUGUGCCAAAGGCUGGGGGAGAGCAAGGGCCCAGGUCAGGAGUGUUGAUAUCUUCUCCCUGGGCUCCCUCCUCUUCCUCUCAUCUAAGAUUCUGGCAGCCGGGGGAGCUGAGAGCGCUUGCCAGGGCACUGGGCCGAACGUGUAGUGGCUGAAAAUCGCAUCCCCCCUGCCCCCUGCGCAUUGCUCGUCAUUUCUCACUAUUGUUUGUCACAAAUGAGGAGAAGCCACCAGACCUUUGUUUUAGGCUCUUGGUUUUGUUUUGCUUCUUUCUGUCCUCUCUCGGCUCUGUCGUUUCCGAAUGAGUCCACACAUGAUUUCAUUAGUGUUGAGUGGCUCCCCAAAGUUAGAGGGAUGUACUCCCCCCCCAUUCCAAGUUACUUUGUGCAUGUGUUUCUAAAAUAAAUUUAACCAAAACUUUUAGAACAUGCAGACCUCCAGGAGCAGAAAGAGACCGAAAUAGUUGAGGUUUGUGGAUGAUGAAAGUGCAUUCUUGCCUCUCAGUAAGUGCUUUUCCCUGCAGCGCCUGAGUUGCAUGAAGAUGUUUCUCUGCAGAGUGUGGUGAUGAGCUGAGGGGCCAGCCCGGUUCCCCUGCAGCGGUCACUUCCCUCUCCUGAGGGCGUCCUUCUGUGGCCUGCACCUGGCUCCCUGCCUGGCUUCAGAGCCAGCCGGACCUUCAGGCUACCCUCCUCACCCACUUUUGUCAGAGCGAAACAACAACCACAGAGACCUGUGGAGAUGGUGUAGUCCUCAAAGGCUGUUGUUGGUGGGUGUUUGUUUUCAAAAUUCCCCAACAUGUGCUGGAUGGGGUCUUCAUGGGGAGAAGUGGAAUGCAUGGAGAAGCUUGUCCCCCAGGCCCUGGGCCAGUCAUUCUCCUGGGAGAGUAUGUCUGAUUUUCUUUUGGUGACCUUCCCAUGUCCCCUUUGGGUCCAUGCCCUAUUGAAUUCUACUUCCUCCUCCUCCUCAUCUUCAUAAUUAGGACCAACCAUUCAUAUUUUGAUAGCUCCCCAAUGUUUACAGAGCACCGUGUUUGCGACCACUGGGUGAGCAUGAGUAUUUUUAACCCCAUUUUAUAGAUGGGGAAAUGGAGGUUCAGGAAUGAGGAAGUCGCCUUUCCAGUCAGGUGGUUAGUGAGUUGCUGUCUCAGAACUUGAACGCUGGACCCUGCACUCCAAGAGCCCAGCUGUUUCUUCUCUCUUGCAAUCUCCUGUGGUGUGGUGGACAGAAUUCCUUUGUCUUGACUUCUUUUUCCAUGAGGAUUCCAGCCCAUUUCUCAGCCACCUCUGUGUCAUCGGCUGAGACUCCAAAGGACGGACACUGAUGUCUUCUAAAUAAAGACUUGUAUCCUCUUGAGGUCAUUUCAGAUGUCUACUUUGCUACUGAUACUUAUGGGAUAAAAUCUCUUUGCAGCCAGGUACCAUAGAAAGAAGGCAUCUCCUUCUGUCUGCUGGAGCAGCUGUUUGAUGCCCCCCCCCUCCCCCGGUCUUUCCAAUGUUUUUGCUUCCUGAGAAGCAGGGACAUAGCAGGAUUACCUCUGAAAGGUUUGCUGAUGCUUGGCCACAGCUAUUCCUCUUGCCCCUCUCAGCAUGUCGGGGAUCCUCGUCGCCCGUGCCAUGGAAGGAGAGGUGGUCGGGGGAGCCCCUGCCUGGCUAGGGGGCACCGACUAUGCAGCUGCAGCUGUCAUAGCAAUCUCUGCCAACUUUUGGAAAAUGCAGUCAAAUAAAAUUCUUAUCCAAGGGUGAAAUCU